AGAAAGAGGACACAAGCUCGCACACACACCCUGAGAGCAGAAACCUCUUCCCUAGCUUCCUGGGUUUCUCCUCCCACCAGAGCCCGUGUGUGAGAGGAAAUCUCGGGGCUUCACUCUAUCGAAAGUGCUCGUCAGGGUGAUUCUUGAUCACCACUAUCCAGAAGUGCUGGCGUCCGAAUGCAUUUCCUUUUGCUUUGCAAAGAAGAGUCGUGAACUUCAAAACCCCCGAGACGGAUCAUUAAUCCUGCUUUGCAGGAAAGGAAAACCCUCAACCCCCCGCCACCGGCCACCCUCUUCGGAGACUGCAAUCGCCAAGGCACUCAUAGCUGGAAGGGGACGCUUUGGGAAUGACCCUGCUCCACGGAGGAACGGAGCCGGCCCCCAGCUUCUCCACACAGAUCCUCCUCCACUAAAGCUCCAAAAAUCAAAAACCAUAAUUGCCAGAAGAAUCCUUAAAAAUAUAUUCCAGCCACUAACCUCACAUGCAAACGGAAUAAUUACUCUGGAUUCUGCAUUGUGAGCUGCUCUCCGUACCCUGAAAUACCUUUGAAUUAAAUCUUUUUCUUUGAAUUUGCAUCUCUUCAAGACACAAGAUUAAAACAAAAUUUACGCUAAAUUGGAUUUUAAAUUAUCUUCUGUUCAUUAUCCUUCGUCUUUCUUAUGUGGAUAUGCAAGCAAGAAGAGGAGACUGGACAUUCCCAACAUGCUCACUCCCUUAAUCUGUCCGUCUAGAGGUUUGGCUUCUACAAACCAAGGGAGUCGACAAGUUGAAGAUGAAGCCCAGAGCAGAGUGCUGUUCUCCCAAGUUCUGGUUGGUGUUGGCUGUCCUGGCUGUGUCAGGCAGCAGAGCUCGUUCUCAGAAGAGCCCCCCCAGCAUUGGCAUUGCUGUCAUCCUCGUGGGCACUUCAGACGAGGUGGCCAUCAAAGAUGCCCACGAGAAAGAUGACUUCCACCAUCUCUCAGUGGUGCCCCGUGUGGAGCUGGUAGCCAUGAAUGAGACCGACCCCAAGAGCAUCAUCACCCGCAUCUGUGAUCUCAUGUCUGACCGGAAGAUCCAGGGGGUGGUGUUUGCUGACGACACAGACCAGGAAGCCAUUGCCCAGAUCCUCGACUUCAUUUCUGCUCAGACUCUCACCCCCAUCCUGGGCAUCCACGGGGGCUCCUCUAUGAUAAUGGCGGAUAAGGAUGAAUCCUCCAUGUUCUUCCAGUUUGGCCCAUCCAUUGAACAGCAAGCUUCGGUAAUGCUCAAUAUCAUGGAAGAAUACGACUGGUACAUCUUUUCUAUUGUCACCACCUACUUCCCUGGCUAUCAGGACUUUGUAAACAAGAUCCGCAGCACCAUCGAGAACAGCUUCGUGGGCUGGGAGCUAGAGGAAGUCCUCUUACUGGACAUGUCCCUGGAUGAUGGAGAUUCUAAGAUCCAGAAUCAGCUCAAGAAACUUCAAAGCCCCAUCAUUCUUCUUUACUGUACCAAGGAGGAAGCCACCUACAUCUUUGAAGUGGCCAACUCAGUAGGGCUGACUGGCUAUGGCUACACGUGGAUUGUGCCUAGUCUGGUGGCAGGGGAUACAGACACAGUGCCCUCGGAGUUUCCCACUGGGCUCAUCUCUGUAUCAUAUGAUGAGUGGGACUAUGGUCUCCCUGCCAGAGUGAGAGAUGGAAUUGCUAUAAUCACCACUGCUGCUUCUGACAUGCUGUCUGAACACAGCUUCAUCCCUGAGCCCAAGAGCAGUUGCUACAACACCCACGAGAAGAGAAUCUAUCAGUCGAAUAUGCUCAAUAGGUAUCUGAUCAAUGUCACUUUUGAAGGGAGAAAUCUGUCCUUCAGUGAAGAUGGCUACCAGAUGCACCCGAAACUGGUGAUAAUCCUUCUGAACAAGGAGAGGAAGUGGGAGAGGGUGGGGAAGUGGAAAGACAAGUCCCUGCAGAUGAAAUACUAUGUGUGGCCCCGAAUGUGUCCCGAGACCGAAGAGCAAGAGGAUGACCACCUAAGCAUUGUGACCCUGGAGGAGGCUCCAUUUGUCAUUGUGGAAAGCGUGGACCCUCUAAGUGGAACCUGCAUGAGGAACACAGUCCCCUGCCAAAAACGCAUAGUCUCUGAGAAUAAAACAGAUGAGGAGCCAGGAUACAUCAAAAAAUGCUGCAAGGGGUUCUGUAUCGACAUCCUUAAGAAAAUUUCUAAAUCUGUGAAGUUCACCUAUGACCUUUACCUGGUUACCAAUGGCAAGCAUGGGAAGAAAAUCAACGGCACCUGGAAUGGUAUGAUUGGAGAGGUGGUCAUGAAGAGGGCCUACAUGGCAGUGGGAUCGCUCACCAUCAACGAGGAGCGAUCAGAGGUGGUUGACUUCUCUGUACCCUUCAUAGAGACUGGCAUCAGUGUCAUGGUGUCACGCAGCAAUGGGACUGUCUCACCUUCUGCCUUCUUAGAGCCAUUCAGUGCUGACGUAUGGGUUAUGAUGUUUGUGAUGCUGCUCAUCGUCUCAGCCGUGGCCGUUUUUGUCUUUGAAUACUUCAGCCCUGUGGGUUAUAACAGGUGCCUCGCUGAUGGCAGAGAGCCAGGCGGCCCAUCUUUCACCAUCGGCAAAGCUAUUUGGUUACUCUGGGGUCUAGUGUUCAACAACUCUGUACCUGUGCAAAACCCAAAGGGAACCACCUCCAAGAUCAUGGUGUCAGUGUGGGCCUUCUUUGCUGUAAUUUUCCUGGCCAGCUACACUGCCAACUUAGCUGCCUUCAUGAUCCAAGAGGAAUAUGUGGACCAGGUUUCUGGCCUGAGUGACAAAAAGUUCCAGAGACCUAAUGACUUCUCACCCCCUUUCCGCUUUGGGACUGUGCCCAAUGGCAGCACAGAGAGGAAUAUUCGUAACAAUUAUGCAGAAAUGCAUGCCUACAUGGGAAAGUUCAACCAGAGAGGUGUGGAUGAUGCUUUGCUCUCCCUGAAAACAGGGAAGCUGGAUGCCUUCAUCUAUGAUGCAGCAGUGUUGAACUACAUGGCAGGCAGAGACGAAGGCUGCAAGCUGGUCACCAUUGGCAGCGGCAAGGUCUUUGCCUCCACUGGUUAUGGCAUUGCCAUCCAGAAAGACUCUGGGUGGAAGCGCCAGGUGGACCUUGCUAUCCUGCAGCUGUUUGGAGAUGGGGAGAUGGAAGAACUGGAAGCUCUCUGGCUCACUGGCAUUUGCCACAAUGAGAAGAAUGAGGUCAUGAGCAGCCAGCUGGACAUUGACAACAUGGCGGGCGUCUUCUACAUGUUGGGGGCAGCCAUGGCACUCAGCCUUAUCACCUUCAUCUGUGAACACCUUUUCUAUUGGCAGUUCCGGCAUUGCUUUAUGGGUGUCUGUUCUGGCAAGCCUGGCAUGGUCUUCUCCAUCAGCAGAGGUAUCUACAGCUGCAUUCAUGGAGUGGCAAUUGAAGAACGCCAAUCUGUGAUGAACUCCCCCACUGCGACCAUGAACAACACACACUCCAACAUCCUGCGCUUGCUCCGCACGGCCAAGAACAUGGCCAACCUCUCUGGCGUGAAUGGCUCACCACAGAGCGCCUUGGACUUCAUCCGCCGCGAGUCAUCUGUCUAUGACAUCUCAGAGCACCGCCGCAGCUUCACCCAUUCUGACUGCAAGUCCUAUAACAACCCGCCCUGCGAGGAGAACCUCUUCAGCGACUACAUCAGCGAAGUGGAGAGAACGUUUGGCAAUCUGCAGCUGAAGGACAGCAACGUGUACCAAGACCACUAUCACCACCACCACAGGCCGCACAGUAUCGGCAGCACCAGCUCCAUCGACGGGCUCUACGACUGUGACAACCCACCCUUCACCACCCAGCCAAGGUCCAUCAGCAAGAAGCCCCUGGACAUUGGCCUGCCCUCCUCCAAACACAGCCAGCUAAGUGACCUGUACGGCAAGUUCUCCUUCAAGAGCGACCGCUACAGUGGCCACGAUGACUUGAUCCGCUCAGAUGUCUCUGACAUCUCCACCCACACAGUCACCUACGGAAACAUUGAAGGCAACGCGGCCAAGAGGCGUAAGCAGCAGUACAAGGACAGCCUGAAGAAGCGGCCAGCCUCGGCCAAGUCCCGUCGGGAGUUUGACGAGAUCGAGCUGGCCUACCGUCGCCGACCGCCCCGCUCCCCUGACCACAAGCGCUAUUUCAGGGACAAGGAAGGGUUACGGGACUUUUACCUGGACCAGUUCCGAACAAAGGAGAACUCCCCUCACUGGGAGCACGUGGACCUGACCGAUAUCUACAAGGAGCGCAGCGAUGACUUCAAGCGCGACUCCGUCAGCGGAGGAGGGCCCUGUACUAACAGGUCUCACCUCAAACACCCGUCGGGCGACAAACACGGCGUGGUCAGCGGGGUACCAGCUCCCUGGGAGAAGAACCUGACCAACGUGGACUGGGAUGACCGGUCUGGGGGCAACUUCUGCCGCAGCUGUCCCUCAAAGCUGCACAACUACUCCACGACGGUGACAGGUCAGAACUCGGGCAGGCAGGCGUGCAUCCGGUGUGAGGCCUGCAAGAAGGCUGGUAACCUGUACGACAUCAGCGAGGACAACUCCCUGCAGGAACUGGACCAGCCGGCUGCCCCCGUGGCGGUGACGUCGAACGCCUCCACCACCAAGUAUCCUCAGAGCCCGACUAAUUCCAAGGCCCAGAAGAAGAAUCGGAACAAACUGCGCCGGCAGCACUCCUACGACACCUUCGUGGACCUGCAGAAGGAAGAAGCCGCCUUGGCCCCGCGCAGCGUGAGCCUGAAAGACAAGGGCCGUUUCCUGGACGGGAGCCCCUACGCCCACAUGUUUGAGAUGCCAGCCGGCGAGAGCACCUUUGCCAACAACAAGUCCUCAGUGCCCACUGCCGGACACCACCACCACAACAACCCCGGCGGCGGCUACAUGCUCAGCAAGUCGCUCUACCCUGACCGGGUCACGCAAAACCCUUUCAUCCCCACUUUUGGGGACGACCAGUGCUUGCUCCAUGGCAGCAAAUCCUACUUCUUCAGGCAGCCCACUGUGGCAGGGGCGUCGAAAGCCAGGCCGGACUUCCGGGCCCUUGUCACCAACAAGCCGGUGGUCUCGGCCCUUCAUGGGGCUGUGCCAGGCCGUUUCCAGAAGGACAUCUGUAUAGGGAACCAGUCCAACCCCUGUGUGCCUAACAACAAAAACCCCAGGGCUUUCAAUGGCUCCAGCAAUGGGCAUGUUUAUGAGAAACUUUCUAGUAUUGAGUCUGAUGUCUGAGUGAGGGAAGAGAGAGGUUAAGGUGGGUAUGGGAGGGGUAGGGCUGCGGGUCGUGUGGUGCGCAUGUCACGGAGGGGGUCGGGGUGAACUUGGUUCCCAUUUGCUCCUUUCUUGUUCUUUUAGUUUAUUUAUGGGAUCCUGGAGUUCUGGCUCUUGCCGAAGGCAACCCUGGUGACCAGCACCAUCCCUCCUCCUUUUCACAGUUCUCCUCUCCUUCCCAGAUCUGUGCGCCAUUCCUGUUCCCAUAAGAGGGCUGAAACGGGCCCUCUCAGCGCGGGAGGGUUCAGAGGAGAAAGGAAGUACUGCAUGCGAGCUUCCUCCUAGCAGGAAGGAAGAGCUCUUUGCCAUCUACCUUGAGUGAAGCCAGGAGAAACAAAAGGAAGCCAUGUGAGCACGGGAGUAGCUUUUCCCAAACUUAUCUUUCUGUUUAGGUGAGGAAGCAAAAGCAUCUAAGUGAGACCAUUUAGCAUACUGCUUGUGAAUGAAAAGAGGCUUUUGCUAAAUUCUUGUUGGGUGGAUGACAUCUGCACAGGGAUGGUGUGCCAAACAGAGGGUAGGAGGCCUUGUGUGUUUAUAUAUAAGCCAAAAAAAAAAAAAGUUUGCUUCAACUCCAUGAGAUUCAUUAGCAGUGAACUGGAGUGAAAGUUCAUUGGUGGAUGAGGGGAUUCCUGAACAAACUAGAAAGUUCUUUAUAGUGUUAUAUGGUGCAUUGAAGGCAACAGCAGGGGAUCGUGUGUGCAUGUAUGUCCAUGUAUACUUGCACACAUGGGCGGUCAGGUGCCUCUAAAUGUAGAGAAGGCAACUUGACUCAUUGUGCUGAUUCCUUCCAUAUCCCUGAGCAAUGCACUCGUUUUGGCUUAUAUACAAACAGAGAUGGUCAUAUGUUAUCCGAGUGUCUGCUGUCUGUCCCCUUCACCUUCCUGAAUAAGGAAUGGAAGUUCUUGACAAAGAAGAUUCUGUGCUAUAGACAAAAAGGAAAGGGAGACAAUCCUACAAAAGCAAGAUACUAAAAUGAUUUUUCAUUGAUUGCCAGUAAGUUCCAUCGGUUUGGGUCAAGAACUUUCCAGGAAGGCUAAAGGGAAAUAGAAGCAGCCAUAAUUCUUUUGCGCACACUUGAGAGCAAAAGUCUCCAUAAAGCUCUGUUGAGCUUUUAGACCCUCAACUAGCAAGGUUUGGGGAGAAGCUCAGUAAGGCUCUGAGGAAGAGGGGAGUCAUUUAUGGUAGGGUAAGUGAGAGAGGGGGAUGUUUUCAAUGCUUUGAUCCCUUCUUACUUAGCCUGGAGCUAGAAAAGCAGGCUUGUUCCCCUAGAACUGAUGACAACUGAUAGGGAACAGACAGUGAAGAGCAUGAGCCUACCCCCGUGAUCGCAGCUCGGGAGGCCUGGAGAGAAGGGAAUUGAUCUGGAAGUGGGGAACGGUAGGCGGGAGGGACUCUCCCACUACCUCCUUGGGCCUGGCUCCCUGGGAAUGUGACUUGAGCCCAGUGGGAACUCUCUUGGUAGAAGCCCUUCCACCUUCCUGCAACACCUCUGUUCCCUCUCAGAUUGUACCAUUCAAAAGUAAAUAUAUAUAUAUGUAUGUGUGUGUGUGUAAAACUCCAGGGAUGAGGGUACUGGCAGAUGUGAUGCCCCCUUCACUUAAAGUUGGAAAAUUGAGAAGGGAAAUGAGUAUUUGUCACUGCCGGUCCUGGAACUUGGGGUGGGGGUAUUCUAUGGGUCAGUUCCACUGUCCUGCCAUCCUCCUCUCACAGGGUGGCAUCCAAAGAGCCCCGGGUCUGAUUGGAAGCUUGACCACAGGAUCGCCUUGUUGCACACAGGACACAUAAACCAGAAAGGUGCUCAUCCUCCUCUGGAAGGAAGCUGCCAUGUCUCUUCACGUCACAUACUCCAGGGCUGCUCUUUGCCUUCCUGAUCGCCCUGCCUCACGACCCUUUCUCCUUCCCUGCCCUCGACUGCUGUCCCCCGUCCUCCUCCUUGAUUUUUACCUCAGUAUCUUUCAUUUUAAAGCCAACUGAAGGCCUUGUAAUGCUUUGUUUUCUUUCUAAAAUGAACGUGGGGGCAAGGGGCUGAACCUCUCACAGAUUUGGAGAGAGGAGCACGGAGUGCUUUACCUUAGAUUCAAGGAAAGACUUUGAGAGAGAGAGGACAGAGGGCGUGAGGCGUCUCCAGGAGGAAGAACGAGAAGGGCCAUAGAAACAUCGCUUCACCCUGGCUCUGUCCAAGGGUCAGGGGCUCAUCCUCUCACUCUUCCUCUUACCUCACCCCUUUAAAAUAAAAAACCAAACCAACUAUCCUAGCGAACAGCAAUCUAGAACACAGGGGGCUCUGUUGGUCUCCACUGGCUACAGAAAUCAAGAUGGUGUUUAUUUCAUAUGUAAAUAUUUUGUUUUCUAAUUAAUUUUGUAUAGAUAAAGUGUUCUCUUGUGAGUGUUCAGGGUGUUGGGCUGGAGGGAGUGGGGUGGGGAUGGGAAUGAGGGGGAAAACAGUGUUUUGUUACAGGUUUUUGUUUUCCGUUGGGGGAAUUGUUUUGUAUGGCUUUUGCUUCAGGGUGUCUGGAAAAAGUGAAUGUGAAUGGAAGCCACUAUGGUGAACAAGCCAGGGGAAAAUAGUUUGUGUCCAUGCCCCCCACCCCCAAGCCAGUCUUCUUGCUGGUCUUUGAGAAGUGUUCAUGCAAUUUGGCCUGGGCUUUGCUGGGUCCAGUUUGGCUCCUAGCAGAGCCCCGUCUGACUGUGGUCUUCUGGGUAGACAUAGGGUACCAGCACUCCAUCAAAGACAAGCUGGUGGCACCAGAUUUUCCCUGUCAAUACCUAGCAUAGCAAAGGUUUCCAAAAGGGUUUGAAACAGAACUGAGGUCAAAUUAACCUCCCAUUCACAGUGUGACUGAGAGGUUUCAGAAAGCUCCAUCCUGAGGAAUCUCCCAGUAGUCUUCUCUGGUGUUUAGCAGCCAUCUCACCACCUGACCCUUUUCUUCCUAGUACCUGGGCCCUAACCCUAACCCCCUACCCCACCCUUAGAAAUCUGUGCUGUGGCCACACCCAGAAAACGUCCACUGACUUAACUUUUUGAAGAAUGUGCCAUCUGGUUACACAGGGGUAGCACUAGAUUCGGGUCUUAGAAAUUCCCAUGCUUUGCUAGAAAAGAUGACCAGAUCCACUCAAAACCAGUGGCUAAUGAUUCCCUUAGAAAGAUUGCUGAAGUUAGUUUUAGAGGUAGCAGGUGGGUAUAUGAGGGACGGUGCCAGCAGUGGCUUUAUAUUUGCCUUGUCCUCAUUACUGCCAUCAGGAAGGUGCUAUUUGCCUCACGUCAGGUAUUUAUAACCUGACCUUGGGUUAACCAGACAAAUAGAAGUCUUUCCCUGGACAUUGGCUUUGUGGAGUGUGGCAGCUCUCUCUCCCUUUCUCUCUCUCUCUCUCUCUCUCUCUCUCUCUCUCUCUCUCCCCACCCCCCACAGAAUGAAAUUUCCAAGUCUACAUAGCAUAUUACCCUACUGCAUUUUUUUCCUAUACUUCCAUCAUCAGAAGCUGUCAGAUGAAUAAUUUCAUUUUUCUGAAUUUGGCUCUAAUUGAUCAUUUUUCAUCCACUGGGUGUUUGAAUUGGGACCAAGUAAGACAUUCAUGGCCUGCUCAAGAAUGCUUAAGAAGAGGAAGGCUAAGCAUUGUCAAGUUCUAGGUAUUACUUAAUUCCUGAAUAACAAGCAGUAAAAUGCAUGAGGAGGAACUCAGCAGUAAGCCCCAUCUGUAUCACAGAUGGGUAUGGACCAAGACCCAAUCCAUCCAAAACUGUGAGAUUCUGCAGAUACCCUCAGGAGCGCCUAGUGUUCCAAUGUUCUUCAGAAUCUGUGCUUUCUCUCUUGUGUGCUUUCUAUCACUCCCUACCACUUUGGAAGUGGGUUGGUGGGUAUGGUUCUGCAUCACUCCAUUCAGUGGCAAUGCUGAAAUCUCAGUAUUUCCACCGACCUCAGUGACCUAACCCUUGAAUAUGCCUGAGUCAAGAAUGUGCACACCCUUCAGAGUGAUGCAUGUACAGUAGACCUUGUUAUUUCAAAAGUCGUCACUGUGUAUCCUCAGCCAGAAUUUGGGAGACAUCCUUAAUGUGUGUUCCCUGUACUGGCCACAGCCAUGUUGUGAUUGGGGGAAAAAUUCCAAAUGAUUCCAUUAAAUGUUGGUGGUGUCAGUAGUGCCAAAACGCAUGUGUAAUGUGAUAAAAAUAGGAGUCGUCUAUACAGUUAAGUGAUUAUCACCCACCCAGUCUUCCAUGGCCAUCAGGAGUUGCCCAAGGGAGAAUUCUCUGCAGAGUGCUGGUCACCUGCACAUCACAUUUAAGAACUAGGGUUUCUUUGUUUUUGUUUUGCUUUUUGUUUGGUUUUAGUUAGAUCAAGAUUUAGGGACAGAAUAACCAGAUUGUUUGGGUAAUUGCCUUUGGAAAGGCUAUUCCUGAACUCACUCUAUUUUUUUAAUCAUGGUCUCUCUAAAAAGGCCCUGUCAUUGCUUGACGCGCUGUGCAUGUCUGUUUUUGGUGUGUUAGGAAUGAUUCAGAUGUGCGCAUAAAUGAUGUAACUGCAGUGCCGUUAAUGAAUGCAUUAGGCAUUGCCGGGUACUGUGGCAGUACUGUAUGUGCUAUCUGAGCCCGAAGCCAUAUAGGAAUGUGUGCUCCACGGGCUUCUAAACGCUAUCGUAGAGCCUUUGCUUUCUUUACUUGAGUCCAGAGACUCUUCUUCCUGUCUAAGAAAUUUUUCUGGAGGAGAAGCAGCCAAGGUGGACAGUCAUACUGGUGGCUCUGGCCUUACAAAUGGUCUGUGUCCAUGGUGUGAUUUCAAGGUCCCGAAAAGGGUUCCAACUCCUGGUCUCCCAGGCAGAUUGAUUGCUUGCACUGAGCUGCUCCAAUGUCUUUUAAAUGAAAGCAAUCCCAGGAAGAGUGACAUAUUAAGCCAUAUUAGGGAUUUAUACAUUUAAACACCUAAUUUACAUUAGGAUUUUCAUUCCUUUUCCUGGGAAUAAGGGAUGAUACAAGAGGGAGAAAGCAGAGAACACCAGGAGUAACAGCAGGAAACAAGGAUAUAGGUUCCAGAAGGGAAGACAUUUAAACCAUAUUUCAUUUCCACCUGCUUUUAUUCAAGGCUCAUGUGACACUGGGAUAGAAUUCCUAGUUAGGAAUUGUUUACAAUACACAGUCACAUGAGUGUUCUGUUUAUAAAUUCAGUAUCUUGUAGGGAGGUUAAGGACUGUGACUCUGUAGAUAAUGGAAGGUUGAUGCUUCUCCUGUUACAGGAUACAGAGUAGGCAGCUAGAAAGAUCAAGUUGAAUGAAUAUAAUUUUUAAAAGUUCCUGUGUUAUCUGUUUUCUGUCCCAGUUCAAUUAAUCUUCCAGUUAACUGGGUUGUCCUGUAUUCUAUACUUUCCCACCUGCACACUGCGUACCCAUUUAUCCCAUACCAUACUAUCUGUUAAGGAGCCAGUUGACUAUCAGGUGCUACUUAACCUGGGGGCAAUUCCUUUUUAGGUCUAUCAGAUAUUUGGGGCAAUAUUAAAAUGCAGAUUAGUCUGAGAACUUCUAAUUUGAUCUAGAUCUAGGAUUCCAUUCUAGUUCAGGGGAUUGCUAUACAAUAUAAAAAUCACAAGAUGUCUGAAUAUGUCCCACCCUCAUACCCAUUUCAGUUGUACUGAUUCAACCCCAGAGGGUUCCUCUGAAUUCUGUGACUUAAAAGAUAUAAUCUUUCUACUCCCCAAACAAAGGUCCACACCAAAAACCUUAAAUGAAAUUCAGUGCUAUUUCCAUAUUGGUGGAGGUUAGGGCUUUCAGUUUACAAUAUUGAAGCAAGAGAGAAGAAUUUUUCUCAGUGAGUGUUGGGUCAGCACAGCGGUGCUGGGAAUCAAGGGAGAAAUUUAACAAUUUUCCAUAUUUCUCUGCCACUGUGUUCAUGUGCAUCCAUCUCAACGUUCAUCACAGUGAGGUGCUGGCACAGUUGCAUGCUUUAAAAUAUAAUUGCUGGUAUGGUUGUAAGGAUAAGGGCUCCUGAGAAGAAUUGAAGGUGGGAAGUAGAGUAGAUGAGUAGAAUUACUCCUAGCCUUGGGAUUCUGGUGUGGUAUGAAAGUUUACUUUGGCAAAGGUGAAAGAAAUGGAACUCAGUGCAAGUAUUAAAGGUACAAUCAAGAAGCUGCACACUCAGCCUGGUAGAAAACUGUUAUUUUAAAGAUUUGGUUUCCACACUUUACACCUGAACUCUCUUUAUCUGUAAUUAUUUUAGUGUUGUGAUUUAUGGAAUGGAGCAGAUUCUAGUACUCUAAAGAAAAAAUAAAAUAAAAAUAAAAGCUCUAGUUAAAAACAUUAGUUCAAUUAAACCAAUGUCUAUUGAGCACAUCCUAUGUCCCUGGGCUAGUGCUGGGAGGAAAAUAAUAGACUUUUAAAAUGGAGUAUAUUUUACUGACAUUGAAUGUAUGAAUGCAUAAGUACAAAAUAUUUUAAUGUAUGUAUUAUGUAUAUAUAAAGAAGUGUGCAUAUUAAGCCAUGUAGGUUUAAUAUUUUCUGGUUUCAGGGUGUGUGUUAAAGAUUUAUCAAUUAUGUUAUUUAAGAUUUAACUUUUUAUCCUGAUCUCACCUGGACCUCUUCUUUUGUAAUCAUUUUAUCUCCCAGAGUUAUCACUCUGAAAUUCCCCCCUUAACCACAACACCAGACUUUCUAUAUCUGACCUUCCUUCCUUUAAGUCCAUCUGUGGUUAUGGUUCAUGAGCAGAUCUGGCUUCAUGUACUUCCCUUUUUGGUCAUGGGAACACACGAAUGACCCUGCAGUUCACCAUAUCCGCAAUGCUCUUACCAGCAAUCUCUUUCUUCUCUUGCUUGCUGACUGUACCUGCUUUGCUUAUCUAAUGUUACACCCCAAUCUCCCAUCAUUCAUUCCAUCUCCAAGAGGAGGUCUUAGACCUAUGCUGAAGAGCACAGAAUCAGCCCCUUUCAUCUCACUUGAACUCUCCCAGCUUGGCCAUCUCUUUUGUUUUUGCUCUGCUGACUCCAUGUAACAUUCUCUAGGAUCAAAUUUGUUUCAUGUUCCUUUAAUUGUCAUUGUCUCUGUCAAAAGGCAAUCUUUUUUGCUGUUACCAAGAAAAGACAUCUGUGUAUUGAAUUCUCAUAUAACCUCUCCUCUCUGCCGCUCAAUUUCUCUUGUCCUUCAUUCAUCUUUCCCAGCUUCCCUCUCAACUCAGUGCUCCUCUUCUCCAUGCUCUGACAUCAUCUCCAACCUCUUCUGAGGGGCAUUACAGUUAGUAGCACUUCUCUAUUGCAUCUUUAAUCCCUUUGACACACCUGCCUGCCACCAUCACAAUAACCAUACCCUACAACUAUCUCUGAGGACAAACCAUUUUUCAAUCAAAUAGAUUCUUGAAUCUCUGCCCUACCUCUGUCUACCUUUGCACUUCCAAAUUUCUCAAAAGGGUGUUCCCUCUCUCUUCACUUCCUUACCUAGUGCCCAUGGCUUUAUAAUGGGGCUUCUCCUACCACUCUACUGAUAAACUACUGACUGGUAAAAUUACAAUGAGAUUCUUGUUACAAAAUCCAAAACUCUAAUGACCUUUAUUCAAAUCCCCUUUCCCUGCUCUUCAGUCUUAUUGACACCACCUUAAACUAACCACAGGGAGGCAGUCCAUUCUGGUUUUGAUAUUAGCUCUCCAUCUGGUCCUUGGUGACCUCACUGGUUGCUGCUCUUCCUCAGCCUUGACUAGCUGUGGUGUUCCAAGCUUGAGCCUCUCCACCUUUUCUCCAGGCAAUCUCUCUGUCUUCUACAACUUUGAUGACUCUGAAUGAAGACAAAUUUUAGAUCUUCACUCCUAGACAUCACUUUUCUCUUCAGCUUAAUGCACAUAUCCCCUGUCACCUCACUUCUUAUUGACUCAGAUAUCCAAGACUAUCCCUGCAAACCAACAAUCCCCAAGUGACUCUUUUGGUUAAUGACACCACCAGUCCUUUUGUCACCAAACUGAAGAUUUCCCAGGCACUUCUGCCUCCUUUGAUUCCCUUGCCCCCCCACAUCUAACCAUUUGGGAAGUCUGUUAAUUCUUACCCCAAGAAGUUUCCCAGUCUUCCCUUUUCACUCAGGCUCUUCCCUCUGAUCUGGAUUAUUUCAACAACCUAUAACACUGUUCUAAAAAUUUACAUUCGCAUCUACUCUUCUCAACACUCAUUUCCUAAUUACAAAUCAGAUCACGUUAAACCUCAACUGAAAAAAAAAAAUCUUCAGUGAGCUUCACUUGUCAGUCUUCCAGCUGGCAAGCAUGACUCCCUGUUACUUACUUUUGUGUAUUCCAUGUCCCAGAUGAUCUAAAUCACAGGCUUGUCCUUAACUGUCCCUUAACUGGUUUCCUACUUGUGUCUUUCUUUAAACUGUUUCCUCUGCCCUAAAUACUUUCCCCUACAUGCUCCAUCUCCUGCUUUUACAUAAUAUCCAUUUCCUCUAUAUAAAUCUUCAAAGACCAGAACAAAUAGUCACCACAUCUAUUUCCCUUCAUCUUCCAUGCAUAAAAAAAAAAAUUAGGCAUUUUGUGAAUGCCCAUAACACUGUAAUUGUGUCUCCCUAGUAGCAGCUAUCAAAGAUCAUCUUAUUUCAUAGUUAUGUGAGUUACAUCUCAUCUUCCCUGCUAGAUUCUAUCCAAGCUAUUUAUUUAUUCAUCUUUUUAUCCCUAUAACACCUCACAGAGCACCUUGUUUAUGAGAGGCACUAGCAAAUAUUUGAUAUUAUUAUAAAUUAUAAUUGAAAAUGAGUCACUUUAUUUUACCCACAGGAUACUUGAAUCUGCAGUAAAACUUAAAGGAUGAGUUCCCCCAUAUAUCUAUUUUUGCACAUGAUCACAGCAAUACACUGCUUACAUGCAAUUCCAUGUUAAUUAUUAUUUUCAAUGAGAAUUUAGAUUUUUCUAAGUUGUGUUUUGUUCUUUGAAGUUGUUCUCUGACUGUUUCAGGGUUAGUAGAAUGUAUGCUAUACUACAUGUACACCAAUAAAAUAAGUGACAGGGAGGGGCCGUGAUGGAUGUUGAUCAAUGUUAGGUAUCAGGAACUGUUCAGAUGCUAUGAGGGAAGCCUUACACUUCACUACUGUGGCUUGGUCCAACAACCUGACCUAUGCAGGGAUUCAUGUGUCUUUGAUCCAUUUUAAAGCUUUCUUUGCUUUUGCUUUUUAAUCACUUGCAGUACCAGAAGGGUCUUGCCACAAUUCAGACUCACUAAUCACACGCCUUGUGGACCCCAGGUGGUGGUCUAGUAGGACCGAUAUACUUAAAUACAAUGAGUGCUGGUACUUUCCUCACCUAUGACUAUGCCAGAUCAUACUUGGGAAACUGUGCUAGCAGCUCACGACCUUAAUCUUGAUGGUAUUUCUUUCUUGGACUCUGAAUAAUUCUUACUCUUUCUGGGGCUUGAUCUACAGGGUCCCUUCUCUCAAAGAGAAAAUGAAGAAUUCUGGCAAUUGAGCAUAUUACCUCUGAUCUGUGUAUUUCAAAUGAAGAUAAAGUAGGAUUUGAAUGAGCUGGUUCAAAGAAAAAUUCUAGUCUCUAAACUAUUUUUUUUCUCUGUAGCUAUGAAGGGAUUCAUUGCCUUGGAAAUGACCCUCCCUGUUACUUUUUCUCUGAGCCCUAUUCACUCUCUCCCUGUCCCCUUGGUUCUACUUAGCAAUAUGACCUACUCAUUUCUAGUCAUUGUCAGUUUCUAUCUCCCCAAAGAAACUCUUGGAGCUGGUACUGUCCUUUCACUUAAGUGGCUCUGGUAACCAAUAAUGUUUCCUUUCCUUUCUUGGCCAGUCUCCUCUAUAAAUCUUAUUAUGUCAUUGGCCAUGAAUUAUUCUCCUUUGGGAGGCAUCUUCUGCCACUGUGUGCUAAUUUAAAGCAUACUAUAGAGAACCAGACUCAAAUAAGUUACAGACAGUGACAAGUCUCUUUUUCAAAAAGCAAAAGAAGUCCAUUCUUCAUUGAGACAGGAGGGGGUAGAGAAAUUAUUAUUGGCAAGCUGGGGUGAAACUUGUGAGAACUGGGGAGAUAUCUAGUAAAAAUUAAAAUCAAGUCUAGAAGAAUAAAUUUUUUUUUCAAAAUUCCGAUUAGGUCUACAUGAUCCUCCUCCUAGGAAUGGGGAUAGUUAACAUUUUAAACUCAAAUCCAUCACAUUAUAGUAUGAGGCAUUUUUAAAAAUAAUGGAACAAGUAAUCUGGUCAUGGCUAUGUGAGAGUUAGAAGGCAGCCAUUCUCUAAAAAUGAGGAAGGACAUUCAUGAAUCUCUGUUAGUCCAAUGUUUUGGCAGUUUUACCCAUAAAGUAUUUAUUUUAUGUCAAAUUUUUGCCUGAAAAUACCUAUAAAAUGUAAGGGAGGGUAUAAAGAAGGAAAAGAACAGGAAAUCUACAAUGGAGACUUCCUUCAUGUCACAAAUAAAACUAAGAGGCUGUUGGUUACUGGCUUUGAUGACACCUUCAGGAAGUAGAGAACCACCACCCCCCACCCCCGAAAAAAAAAAAAAAAAAAAAAAAGCAAGAGCUAAAGCUGAUGAUCUCCCAGAGAUCCAUUUCUUUAGUUACUACCAGGAAGUGAAAGCUCACCUUAAACUUUGAGCUUGUUUCCAUUUUGGGGCCCAGGAGAGAAUUACCCUUACUUUUCUCCUUUUUUUUUUUUUUGCUUGUAAUUUGAAAGAUAGAAGGAGGAGAGAUAAGAAAUAAAGAAAAACUAAGAAGCACUUUCUAGAAUCCACCUUCAACACUCCUAGUGGACUAUAGAUUGUUUGAUUCAAUGCCAGAAAUUCCAGGGCAGGUAACAGAGCAGGGAAAGUGUCUGGAAAGAAUUGUACCCACCCUGAGAUGAGUGAGGGACCUGGAUCCAACCAUAAUACUGCACCGUAACUCUGAAUGUUUAUAAGUCUGGCCAGUGCCCAGGUACUUUGGACUGCAGCACUCAGAGAGCCCUCCAUCACCAACCUGGGCAAAGAGGGAGCAACUCAUCUUAACACCCCCACCCACAGAAUCCAAGCCAUCAGGCCUCCUUGCAAGAAGAGACCCACAGUCUCUGAGAGUUGUAGAAGUAAUGUGCCAAGAUCUAUGGCUGCAGAAAUGUGGUAUGCUGAACUGUCUGCUUCUCUUAUAUAAGCUUAUCACCUGUUUUCAAAGGCAAUAUUUUUUUCCUUAAGAAAAAGAAUAUCAUCCCUGCUUAAAACCUCAGUCUUAUUUAAAACAGUCUGUAUAACUGAUCACUUUCUUUUGAAUUCAAGGGCUGUUUUUAUGGUCCCCUUGGUUAUGAUAUAAGGAACACCUGCAAACCAGACACUAGUCCCUUACAUUGCCUGUGGCUGAAUUGUGCUCUUAGUGACUUAAAAUUUGCUUUCAUAAAUAUUCCCAAACAGUACAACUGCAUGUAAUAAGAUGAUCUCUUUGUCAUGAGUGUUUGCAUGCUUGUGCACCUUCCCAAAACACAAGCACAAGCACACAUGUGCACACAAGCACUCACAAUCUGAACAAAUAGGUCUCAAUUGCCAGUAUCAAUCACUUUAUGGUAGAUCAAAGUGUUCAUUGAGUACUGGAUGGAAAGACAUACUGUGUUCUUCCAGCCAGUGUUUUCUCUUCUGCUCUAACAAGGUGUGGAUCACUGACACCUCAAGGUUUGACAGAAAUAUCCAGGCUUUAUGUAAAAGGUGCAUUUCCUUUAUAUUGAACAACCUACUUAUCUUGCUGACUGUCCUAUUUUACCUUGAGAAAUUCAUGCAGUCUUCUGAUGUCCCAUUAAUGGAUCCAUGCUAAGAAGAUAGAGAAGCAGAAGCAUAAGUCAGUCCCCUGAGAACAGACAGUCUUGUUGCUUAGAUACAUUCAUAACGCAUGUGCCCACAUGUCUUGGAAGCAUCAUGAGCGGAGGUGGAGAGGUCUAUUCUCAAUGGGCCAAGAAUAGGGAUAAGUGCCAUGGGAGAUUCGGUAAUUUUUGCAUUCUACCUCUCCCAGUGUCAGGAACGGGGAAAAUACCAAGACUUCACAUAGGAAGGAGGAUAGAGGAAGAUCUAGGUAGAAGUCUUCUUGAGAAAAACAGAAGAUAGUAAAAAUGCCCCCUUUCUUUGUUUAUUAUAAAUUAAUUGUUAAUCAGGGCACUUAAGCUGUGUUUUCUUCAUUGCCUUUUCAUUUCUUGCGUUCUAUUACUUCUCUCUUUCAGUUUAUGGAUCGUGAAGUAUUCUGUACUCUCUAAUUUGGCUCUGAGUAUCCCACCCUCAAACACACACGUUAGGAUGAGAAAUGGAGAAAGCACAGAGCUUGAAUAUGUGUAGUUUUAGUGGUUCCAAAUCAGAGCUCAACCAAUCCAGUUCUGUCAAUCCUGUUGUAAUGUAAUGACCAGGGUGGACGUUGGGACAUACAUAACUGACAACCUUGGAUUUGGAAAAAAACAAUAACUUUGUUAUGAGAUGGCUCCUAAAACUCUUGAGCACUUUCAGUGAUCAGGGCAUUUACUUAGGUUAUUUCUUGGUAGCAGACACAAGAGAUUGUGAAGAGCCAUUCCUUGAGCAUUCUUAGCCCUAAUUUCCUGUGUUAAAAGGCCCUGAGCUACAGCAGUUUCUAGCAUGACUCUACUUCUCCUCUUUGGAGAAGGACGGAGUUUCUUGGAUCACCAACAGGCCACUUAGAUCCCCACCAUGUUGACUCUAUAGUACAUUCUGAGUAAAUCAAAGUAGUUGCUAUGUGGAUAUGGGUUAAUUCACCAUUACCAUUUCUCCAAAUGACUUCCUUUGACAUGGAAAUAUGAUGAUUUUUUAAUUUUACAGAUAAAAACGUCGAAGCACAUUAAAAUUCGAUGAUAAGCUACAAGGGUUGUAUUGAAAAGUCUUGCCAGAACCAAAACUUGUCUGAAUUUCUAACUCUCAAGUCUAACUCAAUAAUGCUGCUUGAAUCAUCCACUCCACCCUGUUUUCAGCAUCUAGCAGCAAAGACAUGAAAGCCAGGCAGCUGAUUUAAUUAAGUAUUUUCCAUGAAAUCUGUCUCCUUCAUAGGCCCCCCAACACUCAAACUCACACACUUGACCCACAUGAGUCUACAGAAACCAGUUGAAAGGGUCAAGAGCAGAGCAGGGAUUUGAAAAGCAGAAAGGGGUAGAAAAGUUUCUGUAGUGAGGACAAGUUGAAGAUCAAAUAAAAAAUAUUUGAAUUUUGUGGAGUAAGGAAUUGUAAAUAUUUUUUUAUUAUUCAAAAAAUUUUGUAGCAUGUAAACCACCCAAAUAAAAAGCUCAAGAAAAAUCUGAGCCAGAGGAUUUCUUGCAAAGCAUUACAUGGGACAGGGAGCCUUCAAGAAUGUGUCCAGGGCAGUUCUGAUGCUCUGAAGGUGUCAGUGGUUUGGGUCAGCCCACAAUGAGGAAGGUAACCUCAAGGGUGAGCCUCUUAAAAUCUCCUUCUGUGUCUCUCCCUCUAAUUUAGUCAAGUUCAAACAUGGCAAGCCUGAUUCCAAGGUAAAGCAUGAGGUUUUGAAAACAUAAGUAGAAGAAUAAGGAGGUCACAUUCAAUGCAUUCCCAAAGGGAAGACAUAUAUCCCUCAGACCCAUAAAUAAUUAUUGGCUGCCUGAAUCCUCAAGGAAAUGAGGCAUGAAUGAACAUCUCCUGAGAAUAUUUGUGAGACCUUAAUUUUGCCCUCAUGAUUGUAAUGGUGAAUUCUCUAAGCAUGUAAUGGUGAAUUCUCUAGUCCAGGUGAUCCUGUAUCUACUUUCACUUGUGACCCACCUAUUCACUGAUAGGUGGUAUUAAGCUUAGGAAGUAAUCCAUCUUCCCAAAGAGAUAGUGUCUUUUUAUUUUGUGCCACGAAGAGAUUUUGGUUUAUGCACAGAGCAUUCUGCUUAUACCAAUAACAGUUAAAGAAGUACCCUAGCUUAAUGUAGACUUAAAAAAAAUCAUUUCAUUCAGUCCCCAGAGGAAAGACAGGGAGGAAGUAAGAAAGAUGGAAAAACCCUUAGUUGGGUUGAGUAAGGAGUCUUUUAUACCAUCUACUUUACAGUGUAUGUAUUCCCAGAGCCAGGUUUCAGGAGAGAAUAUGGUCAGAAGGAGGAAGUAACUUUUCUUUCCAUGCAUGGGGGAUGAGGAGGCUGGGCAACUGAAUCAUCCUUAAGCUCAAAGUUUAAAAUCAAGCCAAUUACAAACAUCCUUUCUCUCCUGCCAUUUUGUCUCCUGAUGGGUAACGUGAAAUCAUGAUAGUAUCAUAGUAAGCUAAUAAUGAGGGACAGAGGCUAUUCAACCUUUGUUCCGUGGUGACUUUCUUAUGAGUGCCAUUACAGAUACCUGGAUCAUGAUGCACCUUGAUGAUAAGUAACAGGGACAAGAGCUGAUGAGUAUUUGGAACAUUUCAUUCCCUUAAGAUGACCAUUCCCUGUCUUGAACUAGAGCUAUAUUCACUGUGGGGUUGGAGGAAAAUAAGAAUCAUAGGGACCCUAAGGGCAUGAACAGAGAAUUAUUUAAUUGAAACCACAAAGCUCUUGUGCUUAGUAUUAAAUAUUAAAGUGGAAAUGAAAAAGGCAAUCCUCAAGCACAGCUGCAGACAAUACAGCUCAGGGAAGCGUGAUGGAGGAAGUUUUAGAAAGAAAAUCUAUAUCUGCUCAAGACUGAAGCCACUAAACUUAAAGCAUAUGCCAAAUCAGUGUGCCUUCCUAUUUUGUGCAGAUUGUAGUAGGCCAGGGUACUUAGGUGUCCUAUGGAAAGGCACAUGAGGAUAAAGUUAAUUUCAGAGCCUAGGACUCUCCCAAGCAGCAGCAACAACAACAAGGGUUUAAACUCUUUCCUACUGACUUUGGGGCAGAAGGUAAUUUUUCCAACAUGAUGGAUUUGGUCACUGGCACCUAGGCAGCUCACACUCUUCUUGGCCUCUUUCCUUCUGUAGCUUACAUGAAAGAAUGUAUAGUUCUGUUUGGGUAAGGUUUGUUGGAUGAAGCCAGAUAUUUUGGUGGAGGUUAAAAAAUGGCUAAAGAAUUCUUAUCCCAGAGUUUUAACACUGAGCCACGAAGGAGAGAGGUCUCCUAGGAAAAUGUAUAUGCCUAACACCUUCCAACCUCAUCAGGAAAGUUGGAGCCUUUCACAGUAUCUUUUCUUCAAUGAAACAAGCCAUAGGAUCAUUAUUCUCUGCAACAUCGUCUGUUCAACCUUGGAUGGACUGGAUCUGUUUCUGUACCCAGGGAGAUAAAUUAGACCAAGAACAAAACUCUCAUCUUUUUGGCCAGUAUGGAUUGUCUUCCGCUUUCCUUUCUUUAUUCACUUUCUUUGCCACAUGAAAAGGAACCUAUCUGGUCAUCACCAAACAUCCUACUGGCAAAAUAUGGUGUGGAAAUUCAUGAAGAUGAGUAGACUCAGUGCAUUUCAUUUAAUCCCAGUCGUCUUUGGAGAUAUUGUCUAUCAAAGAAAGAAAGCUUCUUUGAGCCACUUUCCUGAUUCCAACAUGAAUUUCAGUGAUUGGUGCUUAUCAGAAAGAAUGAUUGCUAUACAAAGAGAAUGACUAAAAUAUCUGUUUUUAGCCAUUGUGAAGUCGAUUUUACAGUUGAAAACAGCCUUCCAGGUCCCUUGCAUGGAAACUCUUCCUAACUUCCCAGCCUCUUGGCAGUAUUUUGGUUCCCCUUCAUGGUUUUGGUUCCCACCACCAAUCACUGCCUUUUUGUCCUGAAAAAGGAAAAGAAGAAUGUAUUUCUUAAUUUUUAUCUAAAUGAUUAGAUUGUUAAAAGACUAUCUUGAUCAUAAUUUCUUUUUUUUUUAACUUGGAAAGACAGAGAAGGAAAAAAAUAAAGAUAAGAAAGCAAGCAAACAAUGUUCCCAGAUGCUUCAACUCAAGGUCAAGUGCUAGGAAAGUGAGUGCCCUCUGCUGAGAGCCUUGAAGUUAUACUGGAAAAGAGGGAGAUGCUCUGGAAUAUUAAGCGACCUCUGUGAGAGUGCUCAGGGGCUUUGGUAAGAUGCCUGUUGUGUGUGUGGAGGCAUUUAUGAUUUUUCUUGGUUUUUUUUUUCUCUCUCUUUUUAAAUUGUUUCAAAGCACAAGAUCUGUGGAGGAUGCGUGGUUUUUAGAUUGAACGUGUUGGUGACAUGAUACAAUCCUUAGCUCUUCUUGGCCCUAGGUUCCAAGGAGGCAAGUGUUUCUAAAAACUCAGUCAACGAGUUGUUGCACGUUAUUUUUUAACGUCCUAUUGUAAUGAGAAAGAGAAAGUGGAGUGGGAAACAGAUUUAUUGAGAAGCAGACAAAAAGCUUUGUUCUGAAACAUGCUGUUCACUGAGCUGAGAAAAAUCUAGAAGAAAGGGGGGAGAGAGGGAGAGAAUAGUCUCAGGUGAGAAGAUGGUGCCCCCCUCCAGAUGCUCUGAUGAUUCCUGAGGAGUUUAGUUUGCCAAUCUCCUCUGUGCUCUGACAGGAGGAGAAGCCGUGCUGCCCUUGAUUGCUCAGAAAUGGUGACAGACUGACUUUAAGAAGAGGCAUAGGCUUUCUUCCAGAAAGACAUGGAUAAGCAAUGCACCUUGACUCUUCAAAAACUCAUCUACAAACCUGCAGGGCAGCUCCUCUCAUGAUUUCCAUUCUCCAGUCAAGACUAUCCUGAGUAGAAGAAACUCAUCCUUGUUGUGAUUACAUUUACUUAAUUUGAGAAGCCAAAGAGCACCGAGGAGAGCAGAAUAUAUCAUGGGAAUAGAGUUAGCUGAAUUUUUUUUUUUUCAAUUUUGGAAUGAUUGUGAAUCACAAAGUUAGGUCACCUCUGAAAGAGAAAAUCUUUUAAAUAAAAUUAUAUCUUCCCAUCCCCAGUGAAAACACCAGGUUUCUAAUCUGAUUACUGUUUACUUCAGAAAAGGAAAUUGAUAGAUUUGAUUAGAAAUAGACAUUACAGAUUGAUUUAAUCCUGGUUUUAUACAUAUUAACAUGGAAUUUAUUGACUCUGACAUGAUCUUUUAAGCCAUAAAAUAUCAUUGAAGGGUGGUAGAUCAUAUAUUCUGAACAAACUAGGAAAGCUAAAACAUAAAGUAAUCCUCCCAAAUAUUUAAAGUCCAUCAAUUCUACUAUAGCCAUAAGGGAUUUGGGAGAAGGCAACAGUGGAGAAGAGGGAUUGAUUAAAAGAGAGUGAUUGAUUAAAAGGUGGUAAUAAACCCAAGAAAAAUUCUCACAUCUGAAAAGAAGCAUGGAAAGUGAGCUCUGUAUUUACCACUUAGAAAUUUGGUUAAAGAAUAAAUAUCCAGGGUUUUUAUUUGGUUUUGUUGUUGUUGUUGUUGUUGUUAGUGUGUUGUCCACCCCCCACCUCCCAACACACAUACAUCCACUUACUAGAACUCUUAUUUGGGGGAGAUGAAGGCUGCAGUUUCAGAACAUUUUUUGAAAGAUGGCUUAUCCAUGCAUGGAUAUUUAUUAAGUAAAAAAAAAAACAUACUAAGUCAUUCUAGGUCCUUGGAUACAAGAGUGAACAUACAUGAGGUUCAUGCCCCCUGAAGUUUAUAUAUUGAUGAGAAGAAACAGACCAAAACCCACAUAAAUACAUCUUUAAAGUAAGCUUAAGAAGUCUGUCAGACAUCUAGGUGGAAAUGCCAGUUAGGCAAUUGGAUAUAUCUGGCUGAAGUUCAGGGAGGAGGUAGAACUUAAAGAUAUGUUUUUGGAACUUGUAGGCCUUUAAAGACAUGAGACCACUCUACAAAGUGAGUACAGAGAGAAUAAAGUUCCCUGGACUGAGCCCUGGGGAACAAUCAGAGGCCCAGGAGGUGAGGCAGUAGUACUGGGAGAAGCGGUCAGGGGCAAGUCAACUGCUAUUCUUGAGUGAAGAAGAUUCUCUGGAAACACGGACCUUACUCCACAGGUGGACCAGGAAAAGUGUUUCAGUGGACUGGUGAGGACUACAGAAUGGAUGAGCGUGGGUUCAGAAAAGAGUGGGUGGAGAGGAAGUGGAGACACAUAAAUAGGCAACUCUUAGGAAUUCUGCUCUAAAGAAGACAUAGAAAUAGCAGUAGAUAGGUGAGGAUGUGGGGUUCAUGGAGGGCUUUUUUUUUUAAAUAUGAGAGGAAUAGCCCAUUUUAUUCAGACCAGAAUGACCCAGUAGAGAGGGAAAAUGAAUGAGGCUUGGGAAGAAGGGACAAUUGUUGUAGAAUUGUCUUUGAUGAGAGAAAAGGGAUGGGAUCCAAAGCACAAAUGGAGGGCUUGGCUCUAGGAGCCUAACUAGGUGUUUUACAGAAAUAGGAGAGAAGCUGUAUUUAGGCACAGAAGGAAGUGGAUGGAUAAUGUGAUGAUGGUUGUAUGUCUUUUCUGACUGAUGAUUUUUCAGAGAAAUACAAAGGGAGUUCAGCAGCCAAGAGUGAGUAUUGUGGAAUGGGUAUUGGAGGAUGGUAAAGCCAUGCAGCAAGAAGAAUGGAGGGAUGACAACAUGUAGGAGAUACACUAGGAGUGCUGAAGACUUACGUGUCUUGUGGUCAUGAGUUUAAGCAAAUUUGCAAAAUUUUCUUGAAUGACAUUCAACAGCUCAAAGAAUGUGGUGAGUUGGAUUUAAGCUGGGUCAGGGUUUAAUCAGACAAAUGCUAUGAAAGAAGCAAGCAAUGUGGAGUGAAGGGCAACUACCAUGUAGUGAUUAUAAUGAUAAGCCAUGGGAUCUAAGCUGGGUAUGGAGGAAAAGGAGAAUUUUUAGAGAAUGACCAAUAAUGAAGAGGGGUAAGAGCAUGGGAUUGAAAUACAGACAAGGCUUACUGAGUCAGGGUCCCAGAAGGAGUAAUCUAGAAAUUAGGCUACAGGUCAGAGGUCUGGGUAAUUGGAGUUGAGAUUAUGGGGGGUUUGUGAUAACCCAUAGUGAAAUGUUACUGAGGAUGAAGUGUCUGGGGUGGGAAUGGUGGUCUGAGGUAAGGAAGGACAAGGUUAUGAAGAAGCAAGGGUCAAGAACCUGAGAGGUCAGGACAUGGGAAUGGAUGUUUAUGUAAGUCAACAUUUUGUUGAAUGAUAUGUAGGAUUGCAUAUGAUGUCAGGAAUUAGGGAUGGUAGUUCAAGACAAUUUCAAUCAUUGCUUCAAGUAAGGGGAAUAGCCAGUAUCUUCUGAUGUGCUGCAAGCUGGAUUUUAUUGUGAAGAGAAAGGAAGGAUGUCCUGAAAAUAGCAAAGACAAGCAAGAAAGGCUUCUCUUCCACCACCAGGCCCAAUGGCAUUAGAGAAAACGCCGGCUGCUGGAGGGGGCUGUUGGGCUCUGAAGGAAGAGCCAAAUUUCACUGAGAGUGAGACAGUCAAAGAAAUUGUCAGGGUGUGCAACUGGUGGCAGAUCAUGGGGUCACAGGGAGGACUGGGGGAGUUAAGGAGGGAUGGGAAAUGAGCUUAGAUGGGAUGUGUACUUAGUUCACUAGGGAUGAAAAUCUGAGUAAUAAGAGUAUUCAGGAGUCCUGGGCUUCUCAUGGUGACUGUCCUGUGCAAGGAUUACAGGUAUUUGGGGCUGGCGUUUGUGGUCUUUGUCAGAUGAGGUUGGUAAGGCUGCAAGUGCUGGGGCAGGGCCUCGCCAGCCACAUGUGGAGCAGGGGUGCCUCUUCUUCAGUCUGACUUUUGUUUUAUUUAACUUCCACUGCCAUCUGUGGUAGGUCACCACAUAUUUUUAUAGAUGUCUUUAAACGUAGUCCUGGAUUGAGGUUCAUUUUGACUGUUGACCCUGGAAAGAACACAUUUUCAAAAGUAAAUCUUAUCUUUUCUGUUUUAAGGGCUUCCAAUAAGUUAGUCCCCUUGGGGGAAUCAUAAUUCUUUGUUCUUACUUACCUGAUUCGUUGCUCAUCUUUUAAAAAUAACCUAAAGGAUUGGAAGCAGCUCUGCCUCUGCCCAGUUUUGCCAAAUGAGAGUUCCCGCUGACCGAUCAUUUUUAUUUAGUAUUUUUCUUUGUGACUGAGAGGACCAGGAACAUUAGGAAAUGAUUAGGAGUCUUUAAAAUCCUUGGGGGAGAGAAGAUCAGGAAAGGGUUAAGAAAGAAAGGAUUUUGAAUGGAGCUACAUGAAAAAGGAACAAGUGAGCAUUUGGGGGGAAUAUACAAAGUGAAAAAAAAAUCCACUGUGUAGGCAUUUAUUUAGCAAAAGCAAACUACAACCUCUCCCCAGAAGCAUUCCACAUACCUCUGACCCAUAUGAUGAGUUGAUUCUAUUUUAUUUCCUGUGCCCUUAAAAAAGAUAUAAUUUGAAAAUGGACAGAAGCUGCUCAACCAUUUCUAGUGGGCUAGUUCUCCAACCCCAUGGAAUGCUGAGCAGGGCCUGAAUGAGAUCGCAGGGGCUGCUGCUACCACUGGCUCAGGCUCUCUGUCCACCAGUGAAAGUAAAUGCUUCGGCUUGGUCAUGUCCUGCCUGGAAUUUUCCCCAAAAGAUUAGUUGGUGUUCAUCCAACCUCAUCUAAUGCUGUGUCUGAGUUCUUGUGUUGGAAGCGUAUUAAAACCAACGCCAGGGCUUACAACAGGCUUUAUGCACUGCAUACAACUCCAUUUAGGAAGGAAAAGGGAAGCAAAGGAAGCCAGAGAUGGUUUCCCCAGGACCUCUGUUUGCUUUCUGGCCUGAGGAAAUACAACAUUUCUAAGGUGAGCAGAAAACUUUGCCUCAAAUUUCCCCUGCUUCAGGCCGACUCUGAUGCCUGGUUGAUUGGGUGCAGUUGUCUGUUAAGGAAAUCCGUGAAAAGUAGUGGAUAAAACUGAUGGAGAAGAGGGAAUUUCGUAGGAGUGUUGUUUCCCAACAGCCACCCCAGCAUUCAUCAGUAGUCCUGAUGCUUGUGGAAGUAUGACAAGGAAGGUAGCUGGCAGGUCACAAAGGUGAUCCAAGAGGAGACAGAAGAGGGCAUUGGGCUCUAGUCCCUAGGGCAAAUUUCUUCUCCUGUACUUGACAGGAGCCCGUGCUCCAACAGUGUCACAGUUACACUUAGCCACAACGAACGAUGCACAUGUGUGUGGUUGUGCGUGUGUGCGUGAGAGAGAGAGAGUGUGAGGGGGUGAUGAUGAAAUGAAAUAUGCCUCCACCAUGGGUUGGGUUGCAAUUGUAGAGCCGCACCCUCUCAAAGUCACAUGGCGGAGGUGAAAUGGUCACAGCUUUCCUGGUGUGGUGUGCCCUGCCCAGGGAAAGCAAGGACGACUCAGGCUUGCCUCCACUCUGUGAGGCCCAGAUCCCACCCUCCUCCCUGGGGCCGGCUCUCCUCCCUCUUGACUCUCAGAUCCCCAGCCCAUCCACCUCCAAGUUCUCUUUUUGUUUGUUUGUUUGUUUUGUUUUUGUUUUCUGUAAAUAUAUAUUUCUUAUUUCGGACAUGUAGGGAUCAAUUGAGAUUCUGGAGUGGGGGGAGGGGCGGAUGACUGGGUCUUUUUAUUUUUUCCUUUCUCUCUUGGAUUUUGGUGUUUGAACCUGAAAAAAAAAAUACAAGUAUAUAUAUAAGCAAAUGACUUACCUUAAAAAAAAAAAAGAAAAGUAAGUUGAUUUCAUUCUUUUGAUUUAUCUUGUUUCUCA
Molecule: messenger RNA, 26620 nt
Organism: Marmota monax (woodchuck)
Lineage: Eukaryota; Metazoa; Chordata; Mammalia; Rodentia; Sciuridae
Gene: Grin2b
Product: glutamate ionotropic receptor NMDA type subunit 2B
Exons: 15
Coding region: 774-5228 (1484 amino acids)
Biological process (GO): long-term synaptic potentiation; synaptic transmission, glutamatergic; excitatory postsynaptic potential
Cellular component (GO): plasma membrane; postsynaptic density membrane; NMDA selective glutamate receptor complex
Molecular function (GO): NMDA glutamate receptor activity; transmitter-gated monoatomic ion channel activity involved in regulation of postsynaptic membrane potential
Source: RefSeq, a predicted model, not a curated record